Messenger RNA from Photinus pyralis (common eastern firefly), 1526 nucleotides. RefSeq names its product F-box only protein 6-like. Gene Ontology annotation, molecular function: protein binding; ubiquitin protein ligase activity. The coding region runs from base 244 to 1371 and encodes 375 amino acids. The transcript has 4 exons. Gene Ontology annotation, biological process: glycoprotein catabolic process; SCF-dependent proteasomal ubiquitin-dependent protein catabolic process. Lineage: Eukaryota; Metazoa; Arthropoda; Insecta; Coleoptera; Lampyridae. Gene Ontology annotation, cellular component: SCF ubiquitin ligase complex; cytoplasm. The record is from RefSeq and is a predicted model, not a curated record.
GAAUAAACAAAGCUAUAGGGUAGUUUUACUGUUUUGGUAUUUGCAUUUGAUUAUAGUGUGUAUAAUGAAUGGUUUUGGUAAAAAGAAUCAGCUACAUACUUUGCAUGGAUCACCCUGUUAAUAAUUUAUUCUGUGGUAGUUCUAAAUUUGCAUCCUUGAAGGGGUUAUGUCAAGCAUAAUAAUACAACUCUGUGGAUAAGUGCACAGUAAUGUUCUGUGGAUAAGUGUUUAUUUACUAUUUCGAUGUUGAGCAUUGCCCAAGUAACCACAGGUGAUUCAGUUAUGGAUAUUUUGAUUCGAAAAACUUUUGAGAAUUUUAAAUCGUUUUUUACAUUUAAAAAGGCAGAUGAGGAGGAAGCAUCUUAUCUUCCUUCAUUUCUAAGAGAAGAAUAUAUAGAAUUAGAUACUGAAACUGAAAAUGGUUUAUUUGUAUGCAAUAUGCACAUCCCCGAAGAAAUACUUCUUCAUAUUUUGAGCUUCGUAGACCCCAAAGUACUUUUGAGAUAUAGCAUAGUAUGCAAAAAAUGGAAUCUCUUAAUCAAAUCAUUUCCUUUAUGGUCCAUAAUUUAUAGAAGAAAGUUCCAACGCAAGCCUAAGAAGUUGCCGUGGUAUAUAUUUUAUUGUCGCUUUUCCACAGAGUAUUUUGAUAUAAAUUUACUGAAAAAUGGAAGUGGUCAAGAUUCUUUCAAUAAUUGGGCACUUAGAGAAAAUGGGGGGGAUAAAUUCAUUAUCGAAGAUCCUCCAGAUGGUGCAGAUCCUUUAAACGUAGAGGAACCGGAAUUUGAAAAUAAAACAAGCUGUUUUGUAACGUCCUACAGUAAUUGUAAAAAAAUUCAAGUAGUGAAAUUUGGUCAAAGUAAAUUGUUUCGAUACAUUUUGUCAAACUACAAGCCUCAUAUGUACCUAAGCGAAUGGACAUGUGGGAGAUUUGAUUGUGGUAGUUUGUAUAGAUUGCGUUGCAGUUACUUGGGAAUAAUUCCUGAUGUUACAAUUGCAAAACCGUCUGCUGGACAGACAGUUAAGCAAUGGGAAGGACGAAAGUGGAAUAAAAUAGAAAUCUUGAUUACGCAGUAUCCUGAGGGCAUUGAAGGAAUUUUAUUUGAGCAUGAAGGUCGUGACACCCAAUUUUGGACCGGUCAUUAUGGCAGUAAAAUGGCAGGUGGCAUGGUAAAAUUGUUGUUUGAUUCAAUCGAUCCAUUGCCAUUGAAUAACCUUGGUCAGAAACAGCCAAAACGGUUUACUAAAACAGAAUACAUAACUAAUGGAGAGAAUUUAGAUAACUAUUUUAUGGACAUAAUUGAUAUUGAAAGAAUUCGUCCUGUUUGCAUAUUUCCUCCUCCUAUUCGUAACAUAAGAGAAGCUUUUGAUUGAUAUUUUUGUAAUAUGUCUAAUCAAAUGUUUCAUUCAUUUUAAUGCAGCAAAAGCUUUAAGCAAAUUAAAAAAGAUUAGUUACUUACAUAUGGUAUAUGACAUGUGUAAAUGAAUUGUUCGCUUACUAUGAAUUUUAUAAAUAUUUCUAAUAUUUU